Messenger RNA from Eriocheir sinensis (Chinese mitten crab), 12513 nucleotides. RefSeq names its product cytosolic carboxypeptidase-like protein 5. NCBI's taxonomy places the organism in Eukaryota, Metazoa, Arthropoda, Malacostraca, Decapoda, Varunidae. The coding region runs from base 250 to 4017 and encodes 1255 amino acids. Gene Ontology annotation, biological process: proteolysis. Gene Ontology annotation, molecular function: metallocarboxypeptidase activity; zinc ion binding. The transcript is spliced from 8 exons. The record is from RefSeq and is a predicted model, not a curated record.
CGAGUGACAGAGGGAGAAAAACAAAAAAAUCAAUGUCGAGAGGCAAGCCGCCAGGGCCCUCUGCCGGGCAUGUGAGGAACCACCUUCUGUUUACUUCGGGGCUCGGCUGUGAUACUCUUCGGAUUUCUCUCAUUCCCAGCCCGAAGAAGCCGUCCAGCAGCGUAAAUCACCAUGUGAAGUGAAGGAGUAGCUCGGCCAGCACAGUGUGGCCACUCUUGCUGGGACAUCUGCUGGCCAUCAAGACUCGCCAUGGAGGAGACCGUUGGACCCUUCACGUUCACCUCAAACUUCGAGUGUGGAAACUUAGCUCGAGCAGAGAGGGUGGACUCACCAGGAAGUGGCCAAGGCUCCUCCCUUGGUGGAAGCCGCAAGACCCAAAAGGCUGCUGCCUCAUCCUCCUCUUCCUCCUCUUCAUGCCAGCCGACUGUUGAGCCUUUACCAGUCAACUAUGAAUACAACCUGUGGACGCGUCCAGACUGUUCUGGGACCGAGUAUGAAAACAACAACCGGACCUGGUUCUUCUUUGGCAUCAGAGGAGGAAGCGUGGGCAACCGAGUGCGUCUGAAUGUGAUGAACCUCAACAAGCAGACGAAGCUCUUCUCCCAGGGCAUGCAGCCCGUGGUGCAGUGUGUGUCCAGCGCACGCCCUCCUCGCUGGGAGCGCAUCAAGGAAAAAUGCACCUACAGGAGUGAGGAAAGCAGCACCGUCAUCUCGUGGGUGCACACAGUGAGUGAUGCGGCCGCCACCACCCACUAUGCCUUCACGUACCCAUACACCUACUCUGAAGUGCAAGCAGUAUUAGAGGGGCUAGACCGCCGCUUUCCAGCUGGCUGCACAACCCUCUAUUACCACCGCGAAUUGCUGGCCUACUCCCUAGACCGCUGGCGUGUUGACCUGCUCACCGUCAGCUCGCACAGUGGACGGGCCGAGGAGAGAGAGGAUCGACUGCCCGGCCUCUUCCCUGUGCCCAGCCAGCUCAGGCCCCACCGCUUCCCCGGCAAGAAGGUGGUGUUCAUCUCUGCCAGAGUUCACCCGGGCGAGACCUCCUCUAGCUUUGUGCUGAAUGGCUUCCUCAACUUCAUCGUGUCCGGAGACCCACGGGCCGAACGACUGCGUGACAUGUUUGUGUUCAAGCUGAUCCCGCUGUUGAAUCCUGACGGCGUGGUGCGAGGCCACUACCGAACUGAUCAGCGUGGCGUCAAUCUCAAUCGUGUGUACAUUGACCCCUCGCCUGUCCUCCACCCCACCAUCCACGCAGCCCGUCAGGUCAUCCUCUACCACCACCAUGGUCAUCUUUCUCCGAGCUCCUCUGAAACUAGCCCCUCGCUCUCCACCAUGACCUCAGACUCCACUGACCCAUCAGCCACUGCCACCACCACCUCCACCUCAGACUCCACUGAGGGCACGUGCUCCUCCAUGGGGGAGUCCAAGGGACCAGCAGUCGUAGUGAUGGACGAGGACACGUGCCACAGCUUCAGCGAUGUUCAGUCUGGCCGGGCAGGGGGUGAAGGGGGCGGUGGACGUGUACGAGGGGUGUCCCUGAUGGAGCUGGAUGAGCCGUCUGCCUCGGGAUGGGACAUAUCUAACAGUGUGGCCAGCACGUCACUGCCACGGGGUGCUGCGGCUGACCUGCACGAUGACUGCUCCAAUGUGUCUGGCAUCAGCGAGGCAGAGACAGGUGUCACCGCCAUGUUUGGCUCCAUGUCUGCCGUCAGCGACUUUUCAAACUUGUUGCCAGGUGGGGCAAGUGGAGACAUGGCUGUGUCCCCAGGCAAGAAGGCCGGAGUAGGGGGCGGCAGCAAGUCACGAGACCUUUUCCUCAAGGAUUUCCACAAAGAGGAAAGUGAGUGUGCAUUCCUCAGCUGCUUCCCCAAGCCAGCUGAGGCUUCCGACAAGAUUGUAAACUCUUUCAGUGGUGUGAGUGCAUCUAGUCAGUGUGCCCAGGAGGGGUGUGGUGGAGAGGGAAAGGGCAUGGAAGGCAACAGAGAUCUGAUUGUGGGCCUACAGCACAAGACUAUCCUCAAAACAUGCUCUCCCCCAACCCCAGUGCUUGCGCGUUUGGCUGGCCGCGAGGGCUGCGGGGUGGCCAGCAGCAGUGAGAGUGAGGCGGAGUGUGGCAGGCCAGGCCGGGAAAGUGAGGGACUGGGACGGGGCUGCCUGGCUGCUCCCCUUCAUCUGGGCACAGAGGAGUUUCCUCCCACCCUUGCACCUCCAACCCCAGUGCCAGAAGAAACCAAAGUCACCUCUGGCCUCUUCCUCUAUGUAGACCUUCAUGGCCAUGCCUCCAAGAAAGGUAUCUUCAUCUACGGGAACUGGUAUGAGGACCCAGCGGUGAUGGUGGAGAACAUGCUCUUCCCUAAACUUCUUGGCAUCAACUGCCCCAACUUUGACUUCUCAGCAUGUAACUUCUCUGAAAGGAACAUGUACCUCAAGGACCGCAGGGACGGCAUGAGUAAGGAAGGCUCUGGCAGGGUUGCCAUCAUGAGGGCCACUGGACUUCUUCGCUCCUACACCCUCGAGUGCAAUUACAACACUGGCCGAACUCAUAACCCGACCCCACCAUCACCGUUAGAUCAUAAGAAGUCUCCUCCAGGUCCUCUCAACACCCCUCCCAAGUACACACCAGCUGUAUUUGAAGACUGUGGGCGGCAGCUGGGUGUGAGUCUGCUAGACCUGGUGAACGGUGGCAGUGAGUGGUCCCGGGUGCCCCAGUCCCAGUAUGGUAGUCUGACUGGGGUUCGAACAUGGCUCCACCACUUCCUCACUUCCUCCGCCCUCUCCCCCCGAAAUCAGCUAGCUGGCCAGCAAAUCCCCCGUGCCUACACGUCCCGCACCUCCAACAAGCUAAGUGUUGAACGCAUCACUGGAGCUCGAGCAGCAGCAAGUGGCCCUAGACUGGGCCCUAACAGACAGGGUCCCCCCAGCACCCCAGCCUCCCCAAGACUACCUCGGACACGUGGCCAGCGGGUCCGACGACACUCAUGGUGCCUUACUGUGGAUGCAGAAAACCAGGAGCCUCGGGAAGCUUCAGAGGGACCAGCACGACCCAGACCAACCAGUGCCAAGAAACCCACGACCCCUGGUGGCCUGUCUCCACGCUGCAAGCCCAAGUCUCAGAAAUUAAAAGCUCCAUCACCCAUCAAGACAGGGGUGUCCCGUUCCCUAACCUUUACUGACCUGGGUGAGAGUAGCCACAUCUCUGCAGAAAGUAAAAUGGCCAGCAGUAAGAUGACCUCCAACAAACACAGUCUCACUGCCUCAGUCAGCCUCACACCAAACCUCAAUGUAAAACUCUCUAUCUCUGACACCCCUGAGAGUCCCAAACUGGUUAAGAAGGUUGAAAAAAUUAGACGGCAGCGCAGCAAAGGUUUAGCUUCAAGCACCAAGAAGCUGAAGGUUUGUCCAAGCUCCAGCUCGAGCACAGAGGAGUCAAGCCUCAAGGCUAAGGAGCCUUCCUUCUACAACCUUCCUAGUCUUGAAACCAGCGAUCGCAAGUGUAAUCCACUGUCUCCCUCACAGGAGGGCUUUUACGCCACCAGCCAAAGCCCCUUAUCUCCUCGCUCCCCUCUGUCCUCAGUGUGUGAGCCUCAGGCCAGCCAAAGCAGUCCAGGGCUCAGUAUCAUCACCACAGCUGCUUCUUGUGACCUGUAUGUGCAGCCCAAGUCCCCAGCCGUGGUCCCCACCACAAAGAAAGUGGCCAAGGUUUUGUCCUCCCCAAGCAAACGCUCCAGCAAACACACUCUCAAGUCCCUUUCCAAGAGCAUGGACCGGCUGCCUGCAGUGGCUGGGGCAGCAGGGGAGCGCCUCAAGCUUCUUCCUAAGAAGGUGAAGAAGGUGUCUGCCAGGAGUGUGACAGACCUGCCUGGCACCAUCACCUCCCAGGCCAUCAAGCCAGCCACCUCUCAGCCCACCCUGGGAUGGAUCAUAACUGAACCUCCACAGACCCUUGCACCAGACUUAGAACCUGAUCCACCAAAACUAAAAAAACGUAAAAAGAGCAGCAGAAAGUCACUCUAAGUGGCAACAUCGGUCUUCAGAUUAGCGUCUCAGUUUUUCUUGGUCUGAGUAAUUUUACCACUUAGUUUAUCCUAAGAUUUUACUCUGCUAUAUAACUUAACUCAUUCAUGUUGCACCUUCUGUAUUAAUCUCUAGGAUUCAGUCACUGACAGUGACAACAAGUAACUCUUGUUUUCAUGGUUGAAGUAGACUUUUUUACCAGAUGCGAAUGAUUCUUUUCUGUGGAGUAAUUUCAAUUCUUAAUUCAUUUAAAUACACAUUGAAAGCUACACAGUAAGAAUUUUAAUAGUAAUAACUAACCAUAGUAAUAAUGACAGACUGAAAUCAUCCAUUCACUUGGUGAUGCCAACCCACACAAAGGGACCAGGUUAAGGAGGUAAUUGUAGCUGCUUCCCAGCAGGUCGAGCAACUGGGCCAGGAUGUUUGGGCGUAGUCUUGUGAGAGUUUUCCAAAGGGGGCCAGGUGGCUCCAUCAUUAUAUUGUUUGUGUUAAUAAGGACGCAAAUUUGAAUCUCAGUCAUAUUUCCUUCCUCUUGAAAGGUGGCACCUCAUAACUUAACCAGCUACCUGGCCUUUAUUGCCUAGGUCUAGGAUCAUACAGUUCAUUCAGCUUUCCAGAGAACAACAAUACUGUCAGCAAACCUGAGAUCACAGAAGGUGCACAUGUCACUAUAGUGCAGCAGACCACGUCGCAACACAGGAUGUGGACCAGUAGAGGGCUUCCAUGGUGGCACAGCAGAGUGUCACAUAUUCCAGUCACAAAUCAUGGCAAAGAAAUUCUUCUGCACAAUUACUGUUAAGGUUAAAUGUAAAAAUUUUUGAGGACCCCGGCAGGCACAUGUGAACUGAUUAGCAGUAACCUCCAUCUCAGCGGAAAGUUUGCCGCUUGGCAUUGCAGUGUGAGAUGACUGGAAACUUUGUGUAUGUAAAUACUAACAAGACCCAUAACUUUGCCAGAACUACCCAGAUUGCAACAGCUGAUGCUGUGAUGUGGAAGGUAGUUUUUACCAAAUGUAGAGUUGCCAUUGCUAUGAACUUCCAGGAGCCUGCUGAAUCCCAGUAGACUCAGGGCAAGGCUCCUGGAUAACAUUUGUUACAAGAAUAUAUAGAGGCUGCAAAGAAAAGGAUGCUCAUCUUCAUAGCACGCCUAGCACUUGACAAGAAAUUUUACUCAAAAAUAGAUUUUAUGAUCUGUGCAUCUGAAACUAUAAACAGGAGUAGCAGCCAAGCUGUCACCUUUAUCAUGGCUGGAGGUGGGCAUGUGUUUGCUGUUUGAGCCCCAGUCGUAGUAAUAAACAAUACUAUUAGUGGUGAGCCCCAGUCGUAGUAAUAAACAAUACUAUUUCCACUAAAAAAACAUUUCUCUGUUCCUACUGAAGCAUUAACGGAACACAAAUUUUGCAUAGUGGUAUUGAUGCCAUGCCAUUUUAACAUUAAAUUAAUUCUAUGAUGAAACUGAAGGACAUUUGCUAAGCUCCCUUUCAUCCCCUGACUAGUGAGUGUAGUGGGUUGACACAAGCUCUCACACAGGGUCACGCUGCCAGGAUGCCUCAGCCGUCUCUGAAGCAUACACCGGCUAACUUGCAAUGGGAGGAUGAGCUUUUGUCAGGCUCCAUGCAGCAGCUUGUCUCAACCUGUACUUGGGUCAAGGGAGAAGAUUCACAGCCAGGAAACGCUGCUGACACAUUAAGUCAAGUUCUUUGGUAGCCACAGGUUUUUCUCUUUGUAGCAGCCUGGCAGAGGUAGACUAGUGGAGUAACAUGAUGUUCUCUGAUAUACUGCAUUCUCCACAGCCACAGCAGUUUACUUUACAAUAGUGAUUGCACCCACCCUAGAAAUUAAUCUUAAAAUUCACAUUUAUACACAUAGUGAAAGAAUGUGGCUAAACAUAAUACGUAGAAAGGGAAGUUGUGAGGGACAUGCUGCACACAAGCAUGCUUCCUCCUUUGUGGCUGUCACUCUCAAGGCACAAGUUUGCUGAUACCAUUCAUUGUUUGUAUCUUCACCCAAGUGACAAGAUAGAUAAAAGUGAUAAAGUCACCUAAAAGUUAUUGUUAUUUUGUAUUCUCUACAGUGAAGAAGACAGCCUGUUUCUAUUGUAGUCUCUGCCUAAUAGCUUUAAUGUAAAUUACACUCAUAACAAUGAAUAACUGGUGAACAAUGUACAUACCUGAUCUACAAAGACUGGGCACACAUAGCAAAUAUGCUCACCUCUUCCCUUCUCACCAAAAGCAUAGUUUAGCAAAUAACGAGUCAGUUGGACCACAAUCAGGGCUCAUGUGUUCCUGCCUUGAUUUGUAGUUAGUACAAAAUUUUAAUGUGUAGUUUUUGUACGUUCCUUGCUUUUAGUACAUUUGUUAAUAGAAUCGUGUAAUUUUGUAGUCUUGUUGCCAAGAGGACAAAUAAGCUAUGACUGACCACUGUGAGGUAUAGUAUUUGUAAAUGUGUACUUAUAUCACACAAUGUUGAGCUGUUGGCAGGAAAGGGGUUCCUGCACUCUGGGACUGUUAGUCUGUGCAGCCAUGAGUUGGGAGGGAGGAGGCCAGACCUUAGUGGAGGGAGACAGCAGUAUGUGAUGGUGCUGAUCAUUAAAUCUUUAUUUGUAAAUUUUCUACUGUGCUUCAUCUCUAAAGCAAUAUGUUUCUUAAUAUGGUUGUUGAAUUUUUUGUAGGUGCUCUUUAGAUUUGUAGAUAUUUUCAUGGCAUUCAUAUGCAUAAAAUUCAGCGUAUGUUCACACCAGCAUUUACCAUCCUUCAAAUAUUUUUUCAUGAUCAUUGAGCAUUUGGGGGAAACAGGUUGGAUUUCUGAUCAGUGUUUCCUGUGUGAUAAUAAUUAAUAUUAGAAAAUAAUGUACACUUGCCAUAUUAAUACACUACCACUGAGCCUAAUAGAUUUCACAUAAUAUUACUUGCUUCUUAGUAAUAAUGUCACAUGUAUCACUGAAACACGCUGAGAAGAUGUUAUGAUUAUUUUAUGAUGCAUUGCACAGUUAAAGACAACAGCCUUUUGUGACGGCAAGAGUUGAGGCGCAGGGGUAACGGUAUUGGCAGCCAAGUGUACAUGCAUCACACUGUACAUAUUCAACAAGUGAUGACUCGUAAGGGAAACAUUUGACCUUUCUCUGCAAUGGGGAUGAAAAGGUAGAUCUUACCUGUACAUACAGAUCAUUGAUUAAGAUUCAGGACUCUUAGCUUAUGUGUUUAUUUGCUUGAGGAAAGAUAAUUUGUUUAACACAGUAAAUGAUGAUCAGUAAAAUUUCUAAGAGUGGUUACCUAGUACUGCAGUAAGUUUCUUAGUAAACAUGCAAUAUGUAUCAGUUUUCCAUGGAGAAAUGUUCCUUUCUUCCCAAGUACUGCAUAGUGUAGUAUUCAAGUGAAACCCUGCAACACAGAAGAGUAAUGUCCCGUUUGUAGUGGCUGUGUCUACAAUGCACUGAUGUAGAGCAGUUUUAUGUCUGACUAAACACAACCACAAGCACUCACACCUUACAGUAACUGCAAGGUUUUGAAAGCAUCCAAUGAAGUGUUUGCAGUGUAGGGUGUCAUUUAGAGUUAAGUGUGCCGAGGCAUCCCGAGGAAGGGGUCAGUGUGUAAUGAUUAUGACAGAAUUAUCAAUGUUGAUACUUGCACAUCAUGGCAGUCAUCACGCCAGGUUAGGUUGCAGGUGGAUGUGCCUUGGUGAAGGUUGAGGCCUCCAGUGCUUCUGUAAGCUCAACUGUGCAUGCUUCCUCAGCCUGUGUGUAGUCUAAUGUCUUCUUGCUUGUAUUUUUUGAGCCAUGGAACAUGUCUACAGUUUCCAUGCAGUACCCCAAAUGAUGUUUAUACUCAGUCUCAUGAUAUAUAUCUCAAAUCCUGUAUUUAACACAAAAUAAUAUCUAAUGUAAAACAUCCCGAGUCUCCUGCACUCCUUUCCUACUUCAUUUCAUGGAGAUUUGUUUGAUGGAGAAAAGAAUGUUUAAUCCUGGACAGUGAGUGUUACACAACAGAAGAGUUUGUUGUUUGACAGGUGAAGCCAACUUGGAAAUAAUGUCAGAGGACUUACACAUGAAAAAAGUGGAAAUGUAAUUAAAAAAAAGUCUAAGCUCCAUCUUCCAUCUUGACCAAGACAGUUAAGUGAAAAAAAAUGUUAUGGAUGCAUUUAUUAUUAUUUCUUUUUAUGAUAAUGAAUUGCAUACUUUUUCAUCAGAUGCAUGAAGCAAAUGUAUGAGUAAAUAUGUAUGUACAUUACAUAAUAUUUUUUUACAUACUCACUUAUACAGGAGAGACCGAUGCAAGACAUGAAUGACCCCCGCAGAGCACAGCCGCUCCGUACCAGUCCUCUGCACCGGGUGGCUGACCGUAUUGCUCACCUGUGUUCCCUUCCUGUGAUAACUGCUUGUGGACUAAAACAUUUAAGUUUCCCAUUGACCGAGAUAUUUGGUAGUAUCAUAUUAGAUGGACCUCAUUGCCAGCACGCUGCUCUUUCUUAGGACGUUUAUAUGCCGAUUUAUUAUUUGUCCCUAAAGUCUGUUGCAGUUGUUGCAUUAGUUCUCUUUGUAGUACAUGGUUACUGGAAGCUAAGGUGUGUCAUCACACUAACAUUUUCUGGAUGGUGAAAUAAAUUUGUUUGUCAUUUUCUUAGUUCAAAUUUACACAGAUUGUUGAUAGUAAUUUCUUAGCCAUGCAUACAGCAGGAUUUUUUUUAUUUUAUAUGAGACUUUGACACAGGCUUACAGCAAAGGCAGCUUUAAUACUUUUGCUUAUAAAAGUGGAGAUAUAAGGGAUUUUCUUUGUAAUUUUUGCUUUGCAGCUAUUUCAUCAUCAGUAUUAGACAGCUUUGUUAUAACUGUAAACUGGAUAAAGCUAAAUUAUUUAUUGGACAGUACUGUUGAUCAAGAAAUUGUUUGUGAUAAAUAGGGAUUUUUGUUCAAGUAUAGUAGCUAUAUUGUAGACUCAGAUUUCCAGUAAAAUACAAGAACAAUAUGUCAGGUGCAGUAUGUAAUGAAAAAGACAGCCAAUACUCUUCAUUUAGGACUUUAAUGUGGAUUAUAUAAUACUUAUGAACACAGGACAUCACUAUGAAUAACUGUAGUAUAAACAAGAAAAUUUACUAUCCAGUGCAUGAAACCUAACAGUUUACCACUGUUAAAUGAGAAGCAAUAAUUUGCAUCACUGCUGAGUGAGAAACUCCUCAGUGAAUUUUACAUUUCAUACACAUCAAUAUGCAACUCAUUCACACUCAGAAAAAAUGUCAUGUCACUUAACUCAAUGGGAUCUCACUAGGGUCUCUAUCCUAUGGCAUAAAUACAGAAAAUAUCACUACAGUGAUGUAUGAAAAACUACCAUGACACAUUUCAACACACUUUACAUCUUGACAUAUUUAUGGGUUUGACUCCUGACUGAAAUAAGGUUUUAAAAGGAUUAUUCUGUUCAAAAUAUAAUUUAGUGUUUUCCACUAGGAAUUUAGAUGCAGUCUGUUUGUGUUCUAUGCCAAUUUAAAAUAGUGUGUAUCAUCCACAGCCCAUUUUUAACAGCAGUGGUGUAUGUGAGGGAUGAGGAGGCGCCUGAAAAUGUUUCCCCCUUUAGUUCCCAAUGGAAAGGGCCUCAAAAUUUAUCUCAGGGUCUGUCUUUUAAUACACACAUGAUUUAAGACAAAUAAAAGGUGGGCUGGGAGGCCUCCUGCAAAAAAAUAAACAAUAAACAAAUAACAUGUUCCAGGAGGCUCCUCACAAAACCAAGCCCUACCAGGCCCCAAAAUCUCUAGCUCCAUCCACUUACCACUAUGUACAUUAACGCAGUACAACUUGGGUUUGCACAGUACUGUUCCACUAACUGAUGCGUGGCACUGAUAUGCACGCGCUGUGCUGCCAGCAUAAGCACAAUUAAGUUAAUAUGAUAUAUUUUAUAUGUAAUGUUAAGGCAACCACCUAUUUAACUUUUCUUAAAUUUUAUCUGCUGUAUUUAGCAUUUGGUGCACGAAGUGGUUCCUCUUAGCUGCAUUAAGUAUUUGUGGCAGCUGUGGUGCCUCCAGUCAUGAUGCACUAACAAAUUUAUUCUCUUGAGGCUGCUCGAUUCCUCUCCUGUUUAAAAGCAGGUGGGUUUGCACUAUUCUCUUCUGGACAUUCAGUUGCCAUAGUGCAUGCACUAUUUAUUCAUGCACUAUUUAUUCAAAGAAUAUAACAUUAUGCACAAUAAACACAAUGUUUGAGACAGGCAGAGGAAACUAUCAUUGCAGCAGACAUGAAACAGGGGACAUCACAGAAAUACAGGUGCUCCUAAGUUGCAACGUAUGCAACUUACAACUGCUUGCACUUGGGGCCAACCCAAAAAUAUUAGUACAGGUAGGAUUUGGGACCAAUAGGCCAGUCAUAAGCCAAAUUGGUUGUAAGCCAAAAUUUACAUUAAAAAUUUAAAGAAAAUAUCAUUUAGAUGUUCUGCCGUGGAUAGCUCAGUGUUCCUGUGCCUCCUACCCUCCCCCCCCAACCUGUCUCUGUCCUCAUGUGUUUGCCUUGCCCCAGCCCUGCAACAUUGUGCAACGUUACAAAAUUGAGCUACCAAGUUAUGCCAAGAUUGCAGAGUUUGCCAAACACCCCACCAAGUCGUUGCAUUGGGGGUUGUGUUGGUGAGGGGGAGCAGUGUUUUUAAACAAAGGACACGUAUUUAUAUGAGUGGCCAAUGUCAAUUUUGCUUCAUCUUCUUACCUUCUGUGAAUGUUUCUUUCAACUAUGAUUGUUGUUUCCAGUCAACAUUUGCCUAUAAGAGCUGCUGUGGGAAUAUUGUGAGACAUCAUUUUGGGUUCACUCAUCUGAUCGACCGUCUAGUUUGGCUCAGCUCCCCCUUUACCUGGGGGAAGUUGUGGCAGCUAAUGGGUGAGCCAAACACAGCUGAGACUUGUAAACAGUGGAGAUAACUGGGUAGACUCACUCCACCCUUGCUCUGAUCAUGUGCUGGCCAACUGCUGCCUGCUAGAUCUAGCAGUAUGCUUGUAUUCUGUAGGCCUAUAAACUGGUAGCAGAGCGACUACUGACUGUAUUGUGAGUAGUACUUACAGCAUGAGUUAAACAGGCAAUUGAGGGGGAAGUGUGGGUGGGCUGGCCCAGCCCACCCACGCCUGCCCCUCCUGCCUUACCCCAGCUCGGCUGGGUCAGCGGGUGAGAACAGCGACAGGUGUGGUGGGGGGUGGUAAUAAGCGCAGGAACUCAGUGCUAACAAACAGCCUCUUUACCCAUGGUGGGAUAUUUGAAAUGUCAACUCAUUACUUAAUCAAGUAUUACUAAUUUUAUGGUCCGGGUUGCAGGUGCAAACAGUCAUAAGUCGCAUCAGCCAUAACCAGCCCAUCCAUGCUUCCCCCUCAGCUGCCUGUGGAACAAGUCUCAGCUGCCUCAGGUUCACCUGCUAGUAGCCACAACUCUCAUCAGAUGUGGGGGGAGAGGUGAGCCAAAUCAUAGAGGCAAUCACUGAUCACAACCAAUAUGGCUUCCCACAACAACAGACCCUUAACAGUAUUCCUGCAGCAGGACAUAUAGGCAAUCAUAGGUGAACGCAACAUUCACAGAAGGUAAAAUGAUGCAGCAGAGGUGACAUUGGCCACUAACACAACUACAACAUGUCCUUGUUUACAAACCCUGCUCCAAUACUACCGCCCCCACAACAACUUGGUAGACGUUUGGCAACCACCAUCAUCUCGACAAAAUUUGGCAGCUCCACUGUGUAACAUUGCACAACAUGGCAUGGCUAAGGGGUCACCUGAAUCACAGGACUGGGGAGAGGUGAAUGCAGGACACAGUCAGGUUAGAGAGGGAGGGUAGGAGGUGGGACAUUUGAAUAUUUUAUUUUUUAAUGUAAAUUUCGACUUACAACCAAUUCAAAUUACAACCUGCCUGUUGGAACCAAAUCCUGUCGUAACUUGAGGACUGCCUGUAGCUUGCCACUGUAACGUCUUGUGUUUGUCAAACCUUUGGCGGCAAGAGUCCAGCAAUGGACAGUGCAAACCCACCUUCUAAAUGAGAGUGAAAGGCGAUAAGCUUCGAGAAUAAGCCUCCAAAAAUAAACCUGUCAGUGUAUUAAAAUCAUAAAACACUUGAUGCAGUUAAGUGAAGCAUGCCGUGAGUGAUAAUGCCUAUAACAACAAAAACAAAAAUACUAAGGCUGGUUGCUCUUGUAAAUGUAAAAUAGAUUACAUCAACUUUUGAUUCCUUGUUAAGUGCUUAUGCUCUCAAGAAAUGCAACCGCAUUCAUUACCAUUAUUCCUUGUGAGAACAUCAAGCUAACUUUACAAACUUAAAGUUGUGGCCUUUCCACGGACAAGUUCGCAUAAAACACAAACAGAGUGCAGGUGUAUAUUGGACUGUUUCUUACCCACUGUACAAAUACUGGAGUAUCAAGUUUUUGUAGUUUGUACAUAGAGAAUAGUAUAACUUCAAAUGUGAGAGUAUAUGAUACAAAAUAUACAUGAGCUUUCUUAUGUGCGAUAUUAAUACUUGUACUGUUCUACAUGGCUAUUAAAAUGUUAUAGUACA